AAAGAUUCUCGUGACAAGAGUGGAUCGAAACCCCGGAUAAGGAAGCAGGAAGUCCGUCCACAAGGAAGCGAAGCACGUAAACAAAGACGAAAAAAAAACAAAAUCCAACUACUGGACCACAAUGGCUGGCAUUAAAGCUCUGGUCGGAUUGUCUUUUAGUGGCGCCAUCGGGCUGACGUUUCUGCUGCUGGGUUGUGCACUGGAACAAUAUGGAGUUUACUGGCCGCUGUUUGUCCUGAUUUUUUACAUCCUGAGCCCGAUCCCAACCUUCAUAUCGCGGCGUCUCAGUGACGACAUGGACUCCUCAAGCAACGCCUGCCGAGAACUGGCCUAUUUCUUAACAACUGGGAUCGUUGUGUCAUCUUUUGGGCUCCCCAUCGUCCUCGCCCGCAAUACCACAAUCCAGUGGGGCGCCUGUGGUCUGGUGAUGACCGGGAACGCCGUCAUCUUCUUCACAAUCCUGGGCUUCUUCGUGGUGUUCGGCGGUGGCGACGAGUUCAGUUGGGAGCAGUGGUAGGCGGCGGGACGUGAGCAGAUACCACGGACGGAUGGACCUGGCUGGCCUGCAGACAAAAGUGUGAUCGUUUUCUCAAAACCGUUCGUAAGUCGUCAACGAGUGUCCGAUAGAAAGCACGUGCCUUAUGUCUCGGAGAGCGCAACUAUAACUAUAACUAUAACUAUAACCCACAUAUGCGCUAACCUCACCUCUACACGUAUUAUUUUGGUUUGGCUUUUCUCUCCGUCCACACGUCAUGUCUUUAAGUCCCGUGUUUACCACACUGCCGUCAGCCAUCUUUGUAACGAGUUAACUUCCCGUAACUAUUUCUAUUACAAGUGUAAUGUUGGGCAAAGUCAUCCCUACUACGUACGUGACGCCGGAUGCCCUCCUAGUCAUUGUUUAUGUCACUUUUUCUGCCUGAAAGUUUCCGUUUUCUGUCAUCCUCGUUGCUGUGUUGUACAUCCGAACCAAAGAUUGGCUAAUUCAGAGCCUGUUUGACACCAAAUUGUGCAUUAGGACUGCCAGCUGGGGGGGGUUUAAGGAAGCAUUUCACUGUGUGAACUGUUUAAAAAGUGCCUUUUAUAUUCCUAAGGACGUCAGCAAAUUCUUCUGAUUGACGUGAUUAUUAUUAUUCUUUUUUUUUCAUUUUGAGUUGUAGCUGUAUAGUGGGGAGAAGUCAUAAAUUAACCCCCUUAUGAUGUAUAAUUGUAAUUUAGCCUCCUACAGACAUGAAAAGUCCAUAUUUCUAUAGUACCGUAUUUCAUUGAAUUGCCGCCCUCAUGCUAAUUAACUUAAAACGCUUACCAAAGGCAUGCAGUAAAAAUUUUAGUGCGAUGUAAGGAUACCGUCAUGAAAAGCACAUUUAAUAAAAAAAAACAUUAUUAUGGUCUUCCAUCCAUCCAUUUUCUACCGCUUAUUCCCUGGCGCCUAUCUCAGCUACAAUCGGGCGGAAGGCGGGGUACACCCUGGACAAGUCGCCACCUCAUCGCUGGGCCAAUACAGAUAGACAGACAACAUUCACACACUAGGGCCAAUUAAGUGUUGCCAUUUCUACCGCUUAUUCCCUUUCAGGGUCGCGGGGAGCGCUGGUGCCUAUCUCAGCUACAAUCGGGCGGAAGGCGGGGUACACCCUGGACAAGUCGCCACCUCAUCGCAGGGCCAACACAGAUAGACAGACAACAUUCACACACUAGGGCCAAUUAAGUGUUGCCAUUUUCUACCGCUUAUUCCCUUUCGGGGUGGCGGGGGGCGCUGGCGCCUAUCUCAGCUACAAUCGGGCGGAAGGCGGGGUACACCCUGGACAAGUCGCCACCUCAUCGCUGGGCCAAUACAGAUAGACAGACAACAUUCACACACUAGGGCCAAUUAAGUGUUGCCAUUUCUACCGCUUAUUCCCUUUCAGGGUCGCGGGGAGCGCUGGUGCCUAUCUCAGCUACAAUCGGGCGGAAGGCGGGGUACACCCUGGACAAGUCGCCACCUCAUCGCAGGGCCAACACAGAUAGACAACAUUCACACACUAGGGCCAAUUAAGUGUUGCCAUUUUCUACCGCUUAUUCCCUUUCGGGGUGGCGGGGGGCGCUGGCGCCUAUCUCAGCUACAAUCGGGCGGAAGGCGGGGUACACCCUGGACAAGUCGCCACCUCAUCGCUGGGCCAACACAGAUAGACAGACAACAUUCACACUCACAUUCACACACUAGGGCCAAUUAAGUGUUGCCAUUUCUACCGCUUAUUCCCUUUCGGGGUCGCGGGGGGCGCUGGCGCCUAUCUCAGCUACAAUCGGGCGGAAGGCGGGGUACACCCUGGACAAGUCGCCACCUCAUCGCAGGGCCAAUACAGAUAGACAGACAACAUUCACACACUAGGGCCAAUUAAGUGUUGCCAUUUUCUACCGCUUAUUCCCUUUCGGGGUGGCGGGGGGCGCUGGCGCCUAUCUCAGCUACAAUCGGGCGGAAGGCGGGGUACACCCUGGACAAGUCGCCACCUCAUCGCAGGGCCAACACAGAUAGACAGACAACAUUCACACACUAGGGCCAAUUAAGUGUUGCCAUUUCUACCGCUUAUUCCCUUUCGGGGUGGCGGGGGGCGCUGGCGCAUAUCUCAGCUACAAUCGGGCGCAAGGCGGGGUACACCCUGGACAAGUCGCCACCUCAUCGCAGGGCCAAUACAGAUGGACAGACAACAUUCACACAAUUAAGUGUUGCCAUUUCUACCGCUUAUUCCCUUUCGGGGUCGCGGGGGGCGCUGGCGCCUAUCUCAGCUACAAUCGGGCGGAAGGCGGGGUACACCCUGGACAAGUCGCCACCUCAUCGCAGGGCCAACACAGAUGGACAGACAACAUUCACACUCACAUUCACACACUGGGGACCAUUUAGUGUUGCCAAUCAACCUAUCCCCAGGUGCAUGUCUUUGGAAGUGGGAGGAAGCCGGAGUACCCGGAAGGAACCCACGCAUUCACGGGGAGAACAUGCAAACUCCACACAGAAAGAUCCCGAGCCUGGAUUUGAACCCAGGACUGCAGGACCUUCGUUAUUGUGAGGCAGACGCACUAACCCCUCUUCCACCGUGAAGCCCACUAUUCUGGUCUUACCUUUACUUAUAAAUGAAGUCCAUGCCAGCUCCUUCUGAUCAAAAGCAUCGAUAACUUGUUGAUAGAAGUCUUCAGUUUUAAAAGUCUGUCUCGAUGGAGAUCUUCCUUUAUUACCUCCUGCUUUGAUUGAAAGUCCAGUUUAGAAAACUGCUAUCAGUUAGCUCGGCUCCUCACGUGCGGGCGACGACAGAAUUAUCCUCGGACAACUCCCCUUCCCGUUCUGCUCCGUGGGUGAUCUCUUUAUCCCACCACUGCCAGCAUGAAGUGUUAUUAUAUAAAUAAUACACUGAUUAUUUGGGACUCGAACAUGCUUUAUUUCAGCCCGGUUGUUUGCAUAGCCAGCAUAGGACUAGUGGUGUUGCAUCCUAAAAGGUCCGUCGUGCACCCCCUGCAUCAAAUCCGUUCCCAGCACAUAUCAGGUCAUUCGUUGUCACUUCUUCUGCAGCCGAGUAGUCGCAAGAAGGAUCACUAGCGCCCUCUACCACCAGGAGGCGGGAGUCAUUUAAUGACUCAUUUUUGACACACGCAGCUACGGUAUAUUAAUAAAACAUAGCUGCUUACUGUUCUUUUUAGCUGACCUUAAAUCCUACUGAAUGGCUCUUAAUCCAUGCGAUUUCAAAUCACCGGUAUUGAAAUCAGCCUCCUCCAUUUUGAAAGUGACGACAGGGGAAGUGUCACGAGUUUGACCCGGCGGUAAUACUAAGCAUGCGCUAAUUAUUUUGCGAGUAAUUCAAGGCAGGCGCAUACUAUAUGACCGGCGGCAAUUCAAGGAAAUACGGUAGUUAUAGUUUAGCAGAGGGGAACUGCACUUUUUUUUUUUCACGUUUAUCCUUUUUUUUAUGCAUUCUAACUCGUAAAUAAAUGCUAGCAAAAGUCAGCCAACAAUAAAGGUAAUGGAUUCGCUCUCUUUGGCCUGUAAAGAGCUCUAAAAAAAACAUCCAAAAACCUCCAUUAAUGUCUUAUACACACCUUGUAAGUAUACAUGUAAUGUAGUAACAUUUAGAAUAAAAUGAAAUAUUUACGUACUAAUAUCACAGACACAUCACAACGUUCGCUUUUCUCUUCAACAACACGACUAAUCAUGGCAGACUUCAUGAAAGACAACAAAGACUAUGUUGGGACAAAUAAUGAUCCGGAAACUUCUAUUUUUGAACCCGAAUAUAAGGAGAAUGAUCUACAAGUUUUAGAAUGACUAGAUCCAACCAGUACUAAGUAUUAAACAACAUAUAUAAACAACGAUGAAACGAUGAAAUGAAAAUAAUAUGCGUUAAUAAAACGCUUAAUCUUUUUCUUACUUAUUUGUUCUUUCCCUAUUAACAUUAAUAAAAUCAUGUACCGCAUGCAAUUUUAUAUAUUUUAAUAUUUAAUAAAAUCAAAAUAUUAUACUAUCAUGUAUACCAAAUAUUUUUUUUUAAUUAAAAUAAAGAUAUAUACCGUACUUAAAUAUCUACUUUACGUAUGAUUUCAAAACAAAUGAUCAAUCAAAUUGUCGAUUGUAAAAUUGACAAUAGAUUUAUUUUACCGUAAAAUCAACUUUGGUACUAUUUUUUCCCAUACACAGUAAGACACUAAAACAUUAAAAAAACACACACAAAAAACAAGAUUAUACAGUAAAAAAAAAAAAGGGCAGCUCUGUUUUAACGCUAAAAACAGUGCUAUUGUUUCUCCGUUACAUUCCUUUUAUUACAUUUUUUUAUACCCUGUAAAAAAAACACUAAUUUUACUGUAAAAUUCUAGUUUCUUAGCUGCCAGUUUGUAAAGUAAAACAUAUUUUUGGGGCAGCUUGUGUACAAAAAAAAUUGUUCAUGUAUUGUGUCUGUGUGUAUGUAUAUAUAUAUAUAUAUAUAUAUAUAUAUAUAUAUAUAUAUAUAUAUAUAUAUACAUACAUACAUGUGUGUGUGCAAAUAUAACAACGGACAUAAUAAAACAGUCACUUACUGUACAAUGUCUGCUCUCCUAGUGAGUCACUUACUGUACAAUGUCUGCUCUCCUUGGGAUAAAGACUAAUGGGAUGUUUAUAUCUUCCCCCUUAAAUGAACAAUUAAUCAUAAUCCUCACUAACAUUUAAAAAAUAAGGUGCGUCUUUUCCUGUCUUUCUCGCCAUCUCCGGGUCUAAACUGGAUGUCAAAGUUGACCAACUUGUGGGUUUACGUCCACAACUUUCUACUAUCCAGGCGAGAGGCAUGAUUUAUAAUCUAGAAUGAACUUUCACCAACCCAGAGGCGAUGCAGCAGCUCAAUAUGUCAAUAUUGCAGCACUCUCUGCCGCCGCUAAAAGUAGUUCCUCGACGAUAACAAUAUCGCUAAAACUUGUUAAUAUUCAGGUCGUGAUGGGGUAUUGAUGGUGCUUUUGUUAGGGGGACUUAUAAGCGUAAUAGAUUACUCUAAUUAGCUGCAUUGUUAGCCGCCUCGUACUUGCCAUACUUUACAAAUUAGAAUGCAUGAAAUGAGAAAACUAUGUGUUGUUGUUUUUUGUCUCACAUCGGGAUGGGCAAAAAAUAAAAUAAAAACGUGCAGGUCCCCUUUAACAUAGAGAGACAGAAUAUCAAUGAAAAAGUAUAUUAAAGUAUUUGAUCCCCCUGUGCAGGCUACAAGAAUUCUGACGUUAUGAAACAGCACAUGAAGUCUUGUCCCUUUUUAAAGCUUCGUAAAAUAUACGCCGCACUGUUGGCACAAUCAUUAGAAAUAGAAGAAUUCACCACAAUUCUGAGAAAGGUGAGUGACCAGCCCAGAUGGCCCAGGUGGAGCUUGUUAAUUAUCAUCGAGAAAACCCAGAAUAACGUACUUUGCCGCAAAGGAUUGUGAUAUCAAGCUAUCCUUUUUCAGCAUCAAGUACGGACUGGACUCAAACCCCACAUUCAUGUGUAAUAUUCAUUGUUUUGUUGACUCCGUUUAAGAUGAAUAGUACAAUUUGGACUGUUUGUGUCUUUGUGGGGAGGUAAAUGCAUCUCAGCAGGCACAAGACAUAGAAAAAAAAAACGUUGAGAACUUGUUGAAUUAGGUCCUGACAUUGAGCAACUCAAACCUAACGUUGAAACAACAUGCUCUUUGAGGACGUUUAAUUAAUGUUGGGUUCUGAUGUCGAUUUGACAAUUUGAAUGUGGUCAUUUCCCAGGUAAUAUUUUACAACACAAAUACGACGUUGAAACAACAUGAUUUUUGAGGACGUUUAAUCAAUGUUGGGUUCUGAUGUUGAUUUGACCAUUGAAAUUUGGUCAUUUCCCAACCAAUAUUCUACAACAUAAAUUCAAGGUUGAAAUAACAUCCUUUUUGACAACAUUACAUAGAUGUUGGAUUCAGACGUUGAUUUGACCAUUGACAUUUGGUCAUUUUUCAACCAAUAUUCUACAACGUUAAAACAACAUGCUUUUUCACGACGUUACGUCAAUGUUGGAUUCUGAUGUUGAUUUGGCCGUUGAAAUGUUGUUGUUUUUCAACCAAUAUUCUACAACACAAAUUCAAUGUUGAAACAACAUCCUUUUUGACAACAUUACAUAAAUGUUGGAUUCAGACGAUGAUUUGACUAUUUAAUUUUUGACAUUUUUCAACCAAUAUUCCACAACACAAAUACGACAUUGAAACAACAUGCUCUUUGAGGACGUUUAAUCAAUGUUGGGUUCUGAUGUCGAUUUGACAAUUUGAAUGUGGUCAUUUCCCAGGUAAUAUUUUACAACACAAAUACAACGUUGAAACAACAUGAUUUUUGAGGACGUUUAAUCAAUGUUGGAUUCUGAUGUUGAUUCGACCAUUGAAAUUUGGUCAUUUCCCAACCAAUAUUCUACAACAUAAAUUCAAGGUUGAAAUAACAUCCUUUUUGACAACAUUACAUAGAUGUUGGAUUCAGACGUUGAUUUGACCAUUGAAAUUUGGUCAUUUUUCAACCAAUAUUCUACAACGUUAAAACAACAUGCUUUUUCACGACGUUACGUCAAUGUUGGAUUCUGAUGUUGAUUUGGCCGUUGAAAUGUUGUUGUUUUUCAACCAAUAUUCUACAACACAAAUUCAAUGUUGAAACAACAUCCUUUUUGACAACAUUACAUAAAUGUUGGAUUCAGACGAUGAUUUGACUAUUUAAUUUUUGACAUUUUUCAACCAAUAUUCUACAACACAAAUUCAACGUUAAAACAACAUCCUUUUUGACAUGACAUAAAUGUUGUAUUCUGACAUUGAUUUGACCAUUGAAAAAUAGUCAUUUUCAGCCAAUAUUCUACAACACAAAUACAAUGUUGAAAAAACAUGAUUUUUGACAACAUUUAUUCAAUGUCAGGUUGUGACGUUGAUUUGACCAUUGAAUUUUUGUCAUUUCCCAACCAAUAUUCCACAACACAAAUACGACAUUGAAACAACAUGCUCUUUGAGGACGUUUAAUCAAUGUUGGGUUCUGACGUUGAAUCGACAAUUGAAAUUUGGUCAUUUCCCAACCAGUAUUCUACAACAUAAAUUCAACGUUGAAAUAACAUCCUUUUUGACAACAUUACAUGGAUGUUGGAUUCAGACGUUGAUUUGACCAUUGAAUUUUUGUCAUUUUUCAACCAAUAUUCUACACCACAAAUAUAGCGUUAAAACAACAUGCUUUUUGAGGACGUUACAUCAAUGUUGGGUUCUGACAUUGAUUUGACCAUUGAAAUUUUGUCAUUUUUCAACCAAUAUUCUACAACACAAAUACAACGUUGAAACAACAUGCUUUUUGACGACGUUACAUCAAUGUCGGACUCUGACGUUGAUCAUUGAAAUUUGGUCAUUUUCCUACCAAUAUUCUACAACACAAAUACAAUGAUUAAAACAACAUGCUUUUUGAGGACGUUACAUCAAUGUUGUGUUCUGACGUUAAUUUGACCAUUGAAAUUUUGUCAUUUUUCAACCAAUAUUCUACAACACAAAUACAACAUUGAAACAACAUCCUUUUUGACAACAUUACAUCAACGUCGGACUCUGACGUUGAUCAUUGAAAUUUGGUCAUUUUCCUACCAAUAUUCUACAACACAAAUACAACGUUGAAACAAAAUGCUUUUUGACUACUUUUAAUCAAUGUUGGUUUCUGAGGUUAAUUUGACCAUUGAAUUUUGGUCAUUUCCCAACCAAUAUUCCACAACACAAAUAUAACGUUAAAACAACAUGAUUUUUGAGGACGUUACAUCAAUGUCGGGUUCCAACGUUGAUUUGACCAUUGAAAUUUUGUCAUUUUCCAACCAAUAUUCUACAACACAAAUACAAUGAUUGAAACAACAUGCUUUUUGAGGACGUUACAUCAAUUGUUGGGGAUCUGACGUUGAUUUGAUCAUUGAAAUUUUGUCAUUUUUCAACCAAUAUUCUAAAACAGAAAUACAACGUUGAAACAACAUGCUUUUUCAGGACGUUACAUCAAUGUUGUGUUGUGAUGUUGAUUUGACCAUUGAAAUUUGGCAAUUUUCCACAACACAAAUACAACGUUGAAACAACAUGCUUUUUGACAACAUUACAUAAAUGUUGGAUUCAGACGUUGAUUUGACCAUUGAAAUUUUGUCAUUUUUCAACCAAUAUUCUACAUCACAAAUAUAACGUUAAAACAACAUGCUUUUUGAGGACGUUACAUCAAUGUUGGGUUCUGACGUUGAUUUGAUCAUUGAAAUUUUGUCAUUUUUCAACCAAUAUUCUACAUCACAAAUACAACGUUAAAACAACAUGCUUUUUCACGACGUUACGUCAAUGUUGGAUUCUGAUGUUGAUUUGACCAUUGAAAUUUUGGCAUUUUUCAACCAAUAUUCUACAACACAAAUACAACGUUGAAACAACAUGCUUUUUGACAACAUUACAUAAAUGUUGGAUUCAGACGUUGAUUUGACCAUUGAAAUUUUGUCAUUUUUCAACCAAUAUUCUACAUCACAAAUAUAACGUUAAAACAACAUGCUUUUUGAGGACGUUACAUCAAUGUUGGGUUCUGACGUUGAUUUGACCAUUGAAAUUUUGUCAUUUUCCUACCAAUAUUCUACAACACAAAUACAACGUUAAAACAACAUGCUUUUUCACGACGUUACGUCAAUGUUGGAUUCUGAUGUUGAUUUGACCAUUGAAAUUUUGUCAUUUUUCAACCAAUAUUCUACAACACAAAUACAACGUAGAAACAACUUGCUUUUUUACGACGUUACAUCAAUGUUGAGUUCUGACAUUGAUUUGACCAUUGAAAUUUAGUCAUUUUCCAACAAAUAUUCUACAACACAAGUUCAACGUUGAAACAACAUGCUUUUUUGACAACGUUUAUUCAAUGUCAGGUUGUGACGUUGAUUUGACCAUUGAAAGUUUGUCAUUUUUCAACCAAUCUUCUACAACACAAAUUCAACGUUAAAACAACAUGCUUUUUGACCACAUUACAUGUCGGACUCUGAUGUUAAUCAUUGAAAUUUGGUCAUUUCCCAACCAAUAUUCUACAACGCAAAUACAAUGAUUGAAACAACAUGCUUUUUGAGGACGUUACAUCAAUUGUUGGGGAUCUGACGUUGAUUUGAUCAUUGAAAUUUUGUCAUUUUUCAACCAAUAUUCUAAAACACAAAUACAACGUUGAAACAACAUGCUUUUUCACGACGUUACAUCAAUGUUUGGUUGUGAUGUUGAUUUGACCAUUGAAAUUUGGCAAUUUUCCACAACACAAAUACAACGUUAAAACAACAUGCUUUUUGACAACAUUACAUAAAUGGUGGAUUCCGACGCUGAUUUGACCAUUGAAAUUUUGUCAUUUUUCAACCAAUAUUCUACAACACAAAUAUAACGUUAAAACAACAUGAUUUUUCACGACGUUACAUCAAUGUUGGGUUCUGACGUUGAUUUGACCAUUGAAAUUUUGUCAUUUUCCAACCAAUAUCCUACAACACAAAUACAACAUUGAAACAACAUGCUUUUUGACAACAUUACAUGUCGGACUCUGAUGUUGAUCAUUGAAAUUUGGUCAUUUUCCUACCAAUACUCUUCAACACAAAUACAAUGAUUAAAACAACAUACUUUUUGAGGACGUUUAAUGAAUGUCAGGUUCUGAUGUUGAUUUGACCAUUGAAAUUUGGUCAUUUUCCAACCAAUAUUCUACAACACAAAUACAAUGUUGAGACAACGUGCUUUUUCACGACGUUACAUCAAUGUUGGACUCUGACGUUGAUCAUUGAAAUUUGGUCUUUUUCCUACCAAUAUUCUAAAACAAAUACAACGUUGAAACAACAUGCUUUUUGGGGACGUUUAAUCAAUGUUUGGUUGUGAUGUUGAUUUGACCAUUGAAUUUUUGUCAUUUUUCAACCAAUAUUCCACAACACAAAUAUAACGUUAAAACAUGAUUUUUGAGGACGUUACAUCAAUGUCGGGUUCUGACGUUGAUUUGACCAUUGAAAUUUUGGUCAUUUCCCAACCAGUAUUCUACAACACAAAUACAACGUUGAAACAACAUGCUUUUUGACAACAUUACAUAAGUGUUGGGUUCUGAUGUUGAUUUGACUCUUGAAAUUUUGUCAUUUUUCAACCAAUAUUCUACAUCUCAAACACAACGUUGAAACUACAUCAUUUUUGACAACAUUACAUCAAUGUCGGACUCUGACGUUGAUCAUUGAAAUGUAGUAAUUUUCCUAACAAUAUUCUACAACACAAAUACAACGUUGAAACAACAUGCUUUUUGAUGACGUUACAUCAAUGUCGAGUUCUGACGUUGAUUUAACAUUGAAUUUCGGUCAUUUCCCAACCAAUAUUCUACAACACAAAUACAACGUUGAAACAACAUGCUUUUUGACAACUUUUAAUCAAUGUUGGGUUCUGAUGUUUAUUUGACCAUUGAAUUUUGGUCAUUUUCCAACCAAUAUUCUACAACACAAAUACAAUGAUUAAAACAACAUGCUUUUUGAGGACGUUACAUCAAUGUUGGGUUCUGACGUUAAUUUGAUCAUUUAAAUUUUGUCAUUUUUCAACCAAUAUUCUACAACACAAAUACAACACGUGUUUUGACAAGGUUUAUUCCACGUCAGGUGGUGACGUUGAUUUAACAGUGAAAUGUGGUCAUUUCCCAAACAACGUGAAUCCAACAUUGGACAUCAACGUUGUCCCGAUUUGCAAACACAACUAAUCCCCAACGUUGUUUCAAAGCCGUAUUAAAGGACAUAUAUGUAAGUAUGACAAAACGUUAUAAUAUCAAUGUCUCGUGCCGGCUGGGAUGAAUGCUGAUGAAUCCAACAGCACGACUUCAUGUUCCCAAAAUCACCAAAUUCCACAUCAACGCUCAGUUUUCCGCUGUCUCGCAAAAAUCUUCCACCUGGCCCGAAGCCACGUGACUGACACUUUUUAGACACUAACAAGCAGAGACUCAAAAGUGACUUUUAGAAGCUCUCGAGUGCGUCUGGUUUUGUAACAAUCAUUAAAUCUGUUUGUAUUGUGAAA
Molecule: messenger RNA, 11468 nt
Organism: Nerophis ophidion (straightnose pipefish)
Lineage: Eukaryota; Metazoa; Chordata; Actinopteri; Syngnathiformes; Syngnathidae
Product: leptin receptor gene-related protein
Exons: 4
Coding region: 122-517 (131 amino acids)
Biological process (GO): late endosome to vacuole transport via multivesicular body sorting pathway; negative regulation of growth hormone receptor signaling pathway
Cellular component (GO): endosome
Source: RefSeq, a predicted model, not a curated record